UUGCACGGUAUCCGGCUCAGUGAAGCCGGUGACGCAUCUGAACAAAAGGACCCCGCUGUUCAAGUUGUUCACCACGCGUUUACAUCACCAAAAAUAUCUGGUCACACACGUUUGAGAAGGACCAGUUGCAAGCUUCAUCUAUCUUGUGAUCCUAGGGGACAGAUCUUCCCAAAAAUUGAAAACGGAUUCGAAUCGGACUUUGAAAUCAGUCACGGCAAAUCGGCCAAUCCCAAACCUUAGCCUAUCAUCCACCAUGCAACCAGGAAUUUACAAAUUCAUAAACCGCCAGAGCGGUACAGCAAUGGACCUGCCCAAACACGACUACGCGAGUGUUGUCGGCUCUCCACCUUGUGACGAUUCUACCCAAAAGUGGGAAAUAGCAUCUCUCGGAUCAGGAUACACCAUCCGAAAUAUUCAGACGGGCACCUACCUCUCUGUCAAAGGACUUCAUCGCAGUGUUGCCGUCUUUGCCGGACAUUUCCCUACAGCAUGGCAAAUUACCACUGUGAAAGCGGAUGCCGAAAACACUGAAAUGAUCGAAAUACGCUGGCCGCAUACAGCAUUCAUAUUUGAUCUGGCCAACUAUGGAAGCUCAGCGCCUGGAACAAAGGUGCAGCUGAUGGACACUAAAAUAAGUGCGACGGAGCAUCGUUGUAGAUUGUGGAAACCCGUUUUCCUACAACACACUCAUCACUCCGGUAUGCUGGAGCGUACUGGUGAAGACGACGAAACAUCAAGCACCACUACUAUCAAUGUAUCUGAUGUGCCAGAAGGGGGCGAGCUCGUCUUGAUCACGACCACUACUACAAGAACAGUGGUUACAAAAACACCGAAACAGUGGAAUAUGGGGUUAUAGGGCUGAGGCAGGGCGCGAGAGCAACCCCACAGGAGGUUCUGAGAACCAGCCAGCAGAGUAGAGUGGCACAUGUCUGUAGCACAUCUCCAACACAGCUGUCCAACGUUCAAUAGCGGAGAAAUUGUUGUAGUUGUAUGUCGAAAAUACUUUUCUACGCCAC
Molecule: messenger RNA, 1016 nt
Organism: Suillus clintonianus
Lineage: Eukaryota; Fungi; Basidiomycota; Agaricomycetes; Boletales; Suillaceae
Exons: 6
Coding region: 254-856 (200 amino acids)
Source: RefSeq, a predicted model, not a curated record